AUGUCCACCGGACGCAAGGUCUUCCACUGUGCCGUGGACGAGACGGCCCUGUCCACCAACAUUAGCGAAAUUAAGAAAUGGACCGCUAAUGGAGCUAUCGAUCUUGUGGUUCCUCUCUACACACUUGAACGACUUCAUGCGCUGAAGCGAGCGGGAUCGCAGGUCGCCAUCAACGCCCGUGAGGCAGUCCGAUUUCUCGAUCGCGUUACUUCCGGCAAAGAUCACAUCGCCGCCAACCGAGUUGUCCUUCAGGGCCCCAUGGAGCAGUACGAGCGCUGGGAGGAAGCCGAGAAAUUCUUCCUGCCAGAAUUUGAAGAGGAGCCCGAGGUAAUUGACGAGGUACUUACCAAUGGCAAGCCAGCGAUCGAACCCAGUGCCGAUGAUACCUUAGCCAAGAACGAACCGGAUGAUCUGUCGCAGAUGCUCUUGUCGAAGUUGAACUUCAAGAAGGACCCGGAGGCUGUUUCGAUCACCUCCGUUGGCACUCCCAGUGGACCUGGAUCGCGCACUUCCUCGCGCAGCUCCCGUACCAGCCCCGAGUGCGCCCAGCAUGAGUCUCGCAAUGGAACGAAGAAUGAUAAGAUCAAGAGCAAGUCUUCUAGCCAUCAGCGCACCAUCUCCGGAUCCGUCAUCCCGACCGCGCCGCCCGCUCUGCGCCCAUUGUUGAGUGCUCUGCUCUGGCGGUUGCAUACCGGCCCCGAUGCCGAGAACUCUGCCAAGACCUGCAUUCUCAUCACCAAUGACCGUGCGACCCAGGUGUGGGCUCAGAAGUUUGGAAUUGGUGUCAAGAACAUUCUGCAGCUACGCACCGCUAUCCAGUACGAGGAGCGCGAGUACAAAAACCGUUGCAAAUAUGUCGAGAAAACUCAGACCCAACCUGCUGAACCGAAGACCUUAUUGUCCUACGAGGAAGAAAGCGACGAAGAUGAGCUAGUAUUCGUCCCCCGUGGUCGUGGAAAAGGAACUCCCCGAGGCGCCUCGCGUGGUGGAGGUCCGCGAAAGGCUGCCCCUAAGACUGCGCCACCUCUCGUUGAGCCUGUUUCUACCGUGGAAGUUCCUACCAAGCCCAUCGACCCGGACUCUUUCAGUCGGUCUCUGGGCGGUGCAACUAAACCAAACACUGUAGACUUGAGCAACCAGCAGGGUGCCGCCGGUGCCACCGGUGCCCCUCGCGGUAAUGCUGGAGGCUCUCGCCGCUCAUCCAAUGGUCGCCGUGGUGGGUCUUCGCGCGGUGCACGAGGCAAUGGUCGUGGUCGUGGUAAACUCUGGGUUCCUUGA
Penicillium vulpinum is the source of this 1278-nucleotide messenger RNA. RefSeq lists its product as uncharacterized. The coding region runs from base 1 to 1278 and encodes 425 amino acids. The transcript has 2 exons. The record is from RefSeq and is a predicted model, not a curated record. NCBI's taxonomy places the organism in Eukaryota, Fungi, Ascomycota, Eurotiomycetes, Eurotiales, Aspergillaceae.